This is a messenger RNA of Doryrhamphus excisus (bluestripe pipefish), 2943 nucleotides long. It is a transcript of the gene ubqln4, whose product is annotated as ubiquilin 4. Gene Ontology annotation, cellular component: cytosol. Gene Ontology annotation, molecular function: polyubiquitin modification-dependent protein binding. Gene Ontology annotation, biological process: ubiquitin-dependent protein catabolic process. NCBI's taxonomy places the organism in Eukaryota, Metazoa, Chordata, Actinopteri, Syngnathiformes, Syngnathidae. The record is from RefSeq and is a predicted model, not a curated record.
CAGUAACCCGGAAGCUGACGCUAGUCGCGAGCUGUUCCAUCGGUGGAGUAAAGAUGGCUGACCAAGGCGCCGCAGAUCCUGGUAAUAACAACAAUAAACCCGACGCCGCGGAGGGAACCAUCAUUAAGGUCACGGUCAAGACCCCAAAGGACAAAGAAGAAAUCGCCAUCGCUGAGGAUUCGUCCGUCACGCAGUUUAAGGAAGAAAUCUCCAGGCGGUUCAAAGCCAAACAAGACCAGCUGGUUCUGAUCUUCGCCGGCAAGAUCCUGAAGGACGGCGACAGUCUCAGCCAGCACGGCAUCAAGGACGGCCUGACGGUUCACCUGGUCAUAAAGACAGCGCAAAAAGCAUCAGAUGGAGGCAGCACGUCGGCGUCCAGCUCAUCCUCCACCCAGACAGGAGGCACCAGCACCUCCGGUCCAGGAACCGCCCCGCCAUCCACAGCCGGGUCCUCCCCCGGCUCCGCCCCGCCUCCCACACAGACGCCCAACCUUUUGAGCGGCUUCGGAGACCUCUCCAACCUGGCAGGUCUGGGCAUGGGCUCGGCCAACUUCAUGGAGCUGCAGCAGCAGAUGCAGCGGCAGCUCAUGUCCAACCCCGAGAUGCUCUCGCAGAUUAUGGAGAACCCGCUGGUGCAGAGCAUGAUGUCCAACCCGGACCUCAUGAGGCAGAUGAUCAUGGCCAACCCUCAGAUGCAGCAGCUGAUGGAGCGCAACCCGGAGAUCUCGCACAUGCUCAACAACCCGGAGCUCAUGCGACAGACCAUGGAGCUCGCCCGCAACCCGGCCAUGAUGCAGGAAAUGAUGCGCAAUCAGGACCGUGCGCUCAGCAACUUAGAGAGCAUCCCAGGGGGCUACAACGCCUUACGCAGGAUGUACACAGACAUCCAGGAGCCCAUGUUCAGCGCUGCGAGAGAGCAGUUUGGUAACAACCCCUUCUCGGCUCUAAGCGGCGGCUCCGAGUCGGGCGCUCAGCCGUCGCGGACAGAGAACCGGGAACCCCUCCCCAAUCCCUGGGGUCCGCCUAACUCCUCGAACCCCUCGGAGAGCGGAGGGGGCGCUCCGGGAAGCACGAGCGCCCCCGGGGGCACCAACCCCACCGUGUCCAACCCUCUGGGCGUCAACCCUGGCAAUCUAGGAAAUGGAAUGUUCAACAGUCCCGGCAUGCAGAGCCUCCUGCAGCAGAUCUCAGAAAACCCUCAGCUGAUGCAGAACAUGUUGUCUGCUCCCUACAUGCGCAGCAUGAUGCAGUCGCUCGCCCAGAACCCCGAGCUGGCCUCCCAGGUUAUGACAAAUAACCCCUUGUUCGCUGGAAACCCACAGCUGCAGGAACAAUUCCGAGCUCAGCUGCCCGUCUUUCUGCAGCAGAUGCAAAACCCGGAGGCGCUGUCGGUCAUGUCCAACCCCCGGGCCAUGCAGGCCCUCAUGCAGAUCCAACAAGGCCUUCAGACGCUGCAAACCGAAGCACCAGGCCUCAUGCCCAGUUUGAUGUCCGGUGGUAUUCCCGGAAUCCCCACAGGGGCGAGCGUGCCCCCGGAGACCCCCGCAUCCCCGCCCAGCAGCACCGCCACGCCGCCAAACGCCGCUCAGCAGCAGCUGAUGCAACAGAUGCUCCAAAUGUUUGCCGGAGCAGGAGGCGGCGGCGGAGGAGGCGGCGGCGGCAGCGUAGCGAACCAGACCCCAGAGGUGCGCUUCCAGUCCCAGCUGGACCAGCUGAACGCCAUGGGCUUCAUCAACCGCGAGGCCAACCUGCAGGCCCUCAUCGCCACCGGGGGAGACAUCAACGCCGCCAUCGAGAGACUGUUGGGCUCCCAGCCCUCGUAAAAGACACACACUCGCACACACGGCACAAAAUGGCGCCCUGACACAUUCAUACACACACACACACACACACACACCAUGCCGCAAAAAUAACUUUACAAAGACACUUGGCAAGACAAACACACCUCCAUUUUGCUUUUCUACCCCCCUUCCCUCUCCCCCUUGCGAUGUUGCCCUCCCCUUUUUUGGCGUCAUUGGCGGUCCAGACACGGGGGACACGCGUUCAAACGUUUUCCCGCGUUUGUCGCCUUGUUUGCGGCAAAGCGUGCAAUGCGAUUGGCUGCGUCGGACUCCAGCAGAGGACGACUUUUGCUAGCAUUUAUCCAACAUCAACAUGCGGCACCAAUGUCUCGCUUGUCCGUGCGACAACCCCCGCCCGCCCCCCCUCGUCCUUUCACAACCUCCAAACUACAGCUAAGUGCUUUAGCGAUGACGCCCCCCUCCCACGCGUGUUAGUCAUUCCAGGUGAAAAGCGCCCGCUCGUGGGUGUGCAGUGUCUUUGUGUGUCCGAGGCACCGCUGCUGUGCCUUGUGUCCCCGUCCCCCACCCCAUCCAAAUCCCUGUCCUGAAACUACAGCAUCUACACAAUUCAAUGCGAGACCUCCAUGUGUGCGUAUGUGAGCGGGGAGGGGGGGGCGGGGGCACCUGUUAAAUCCACGCAUCCGCACGCCGGAAUUUCGACUUUACCGGGCAGCAGCUCAGACGCAGAGGGCGCCGUCACCAAUAUGAAUGAGGCAAACGGCUUAUCUUUCCUUUUAAUCGAAUGAUUUACUUCUUUCUUUUAUUCACUUCUUAUUUCUGAGGUGUCUCGCAUUUAAAUUAAAAUGUUAAAAUGAAAAUCAGUUCAAUGAUGGAAAAGGCUUUACAAACACUUGAAAAAGAAAUCUAGCGCUAGGUCAACUAAUAUCUUUUGGGGUUGUUUUUUUCCCCCCCCUUCGAAAAAAUCUCAUUGUAGUUGUGGUAACCACGGCAACUGCUUCUACAGCUUUGUUUGUUGACCUCAGUUCCCAAAAAAACAAACAAAAAAAAACACAAAACGGAAAUCCAUCUCUCAAUUGAACAUGUUGAAACUAACUUUUAACAGUACUGUACUAAAAAUGAAAAUAAAAGCUGGUCAAAACUG